This is a messenger RNA of Varanus komodoensis (Komodo dragon), 6743 nucleotides long. It is a transcript of the gene KNTC1, whose product is annotated as kinetochore associated 1. Gene Ontology annotation, molecular function: small GTPase binding. The record is from RefSeq and is a predicted model, not a curated record. The transcript is spliced from 63 exons. Gene Ontology annotation, cellular component: cytoplasm; kinetochore microtubule; RZZ complex. Gene Ontology annotation, biological process: mitotic sister chromatid segregation; protein localization to kinetochore involved in kinetochore assembly; mitotic spindle assembly checkpoint signaling. Bases 13 to 6663 code for a protein of 2216 amino acids. Lineage: Eukaryota; Metazoa; Chordata; Lepidosauria; Squamata; Varanidae.
UUUCCAGAAAACAUGUGGAACAAUGUUGAGUUUUUGACAAGUGAUGACACAGGAAGUGGCCAGCUAAGCAUCCAUUCCAGACAAGAAUGUGGGAGCACGCUGUAUCAAAUGAAUGCGCUCAUCAAAGUCGCCGCAUCUGAAAAGGUUUUGUCAAACCCAGAGCUGUAUGCAGGUAGCUCGGGUGCCGGCUGCGUGGUGGCGGUGGACAGAACUGUGCUGGUCCUAGACAGCAUUUGCCAGUCUCUUCAGCUGUGCAUUCAAUUUGAGGCUGAGGUGGAUGUUGUUGGCUUGUGUCAAGAAGGGCAGUUUCUUGUGGCUGGAGAAAGAAGCGGCAACCUACAUCUUAUUCAUGUAUCUUCAAAGCAAACCUUGCUAACUAAUAAGUUGGUUCAAAGAUCUUCAGAUGGGAGAACUUACAUGAAGCUGAUUCUAGAAAAAGACAGUUCUGAUGGAGGUAUCUACCAUGCAUUUAUUCUCACAAACAACGGGUUCUUCUGUGUUAUGCACCUUCCACUUGCCAAAACUCAGGAAGCAAUUCACAAGAUGGACAUCGAUACUGCAAAGAAGUUGCAAGGGGAGGUGGAAAUGUGUUUUAUUUCAACGAAAGACUAUCAUACCUCUGGAUGCCUUACUUCUGUGGCUGAGCAAACAACAAACAGGAUCACACUAAUAAUAGGGGGUUUGGGCGACUGUGUGUUGUCUGUGUGGGAGGUGAAUCCAAGCAAAAAGUGGAUCGCAAUUCAGAAUGUUGCUGAAUCAAGUACAAUUACAGCUGCAAAAAGGCUUCAGGUUGUCGAUAGCUUGUUAUUUGUCUUGGAUAAUGAGAACGUGCUGUCAUUAUGGGAUGUUUACUCUCUUACCUUGAUUUGGAACUGCCCUACAGUUGAUAUUGAAGAAUUUCUUCUAACUUCAGAAUCGGAUUCCUCAGCGGUCUCCAGACAGGGAAUUGCUAGCCUGAAACUGGUUGCUUUGACAAAACCUGAGAACAACAAGCAGAUGAGAAACAUCGUCGUGUUUUCACUGCCAGCAAUGCACCAGCUGUACUCUUUGGAAGUAACAAAUACUUCUUCACUGGUUCAAAGUGGAAUUAAUACAGACACAAUAUAUUUUUUGGAAGGCAUGUUUGAAAAUAACCAAAAGUCAUCAGACGUGCCCAUUUCGUUUCUGGUAAUGAGAUGCUUAACAGAAGCCUUACCGGAGAAUAGGCUGAGCCGUUUACUUCACAAGCACAAGUUUACUGAGGCAGAGAAUUUUGCUGUUCAAUUUGGACUGGAAAUUGAGCUUGUUUACAAAGUAAAAGUGAGCUCUAUUUUGGAGAAGUUGGUUACAGAAUCCACUGCAGGAGGUGGACAAGCAGCUUGGUUAGACCUUGUAGCUCAAGCUAAAGAAACCUUGAAUAAAAUUAAGGACAACCAGUUUGUGCUUGAGUAUUGCAUAAAUAUGCCAUGGCCGACAUAUGAAACCGCCCAAGAAAUGCUGUACUAUGCUCGAAGCAGGGUCCUGAAAAGAGAUGCCACAACAGUUGUACCUCUCUUGGCUGGGGAUCCUGCAGCACUUUCAGAGGUGCUGAGGGCACAAGCCAAACUGACUACCUUUUAUGGAGCAUUUGGGCUGGAAAAAUACAGUGGAACUGCUUGGAUUGAAUUUCUGAACAAUCAGAACAUCUUCAAAGAAAUCCUUUCACAGCUAAAAGAAGGGAAUCUCUCCUGUGCACAGUACCUGUGGCUAAGGCAUCAGGCAGACUUCAAAAGUGACUUCAGCAUGGACAUGCUGGAUGACCUGCUUAGCACCGUCCGCACGGCAGUUUCCCGCAAAGAACUCUGUCGGUGGUUUAAGGAUGUGGUCAUUCCUUUCGUAAGGCAGGUUAUUCCGCAUGGACAGAGGAAAAUAGCAAAGUGGCUUGAACAAGGUGCACGAAACCUUGAAUUAACUGAUAAGGCCAAUUGGCCAGAAAAUGGCCUUGAGAUGGCACAGGUGUUCUUUAACAGCAAAGCUCCCGGUGAAAUUGGAUUGGCAUCUUCCUGCCACUGGGUUCCUUUUAAGGACAGUGAUGAGGAAGAGGUCUGUAGUGUAAAAGGGCUGGUCAGUGCGUUACAGGGCUUGGUAGACCUGUACAGAAAAUACAACUGCAGGCUGGCUCUAUGUGACUUUGAAAAGCAAAAUGCAAAUGCAAUCGUGUUUCGUAUGCUUGAUAAAGUUCUGGCGGCAGAGCUUAUUCCAGCAACUUUGGAGAAGUAUAUUGAACCAUACAUGUGUCAUCGUAAUCUGGAAAAAGAUGAGAUUCUCUUGCAGUACAUAAAGGACUUGCUGCAACGGUAUUGCACAAGGUCAACCUCCGUCUUGGACACGACCUGGGAAGCAAAGGCCAUCGCCGUCUUGGGCUGCAUGUCCAACAUAGAUAUGGUCCUUGAAGGGGUUCUGGAGAUAAUGCACGGCGCGGUGGUCCCCUGGAGCCCCGGAGUGGAACAGCUGGUGCAGCAGUACCUGGGCACAGAUCACGAAAAAGUGGCCCUGCUGCACGAAGGGUACCGCCUGAUGGAGAUGAAGACGCUCUUGCGGAGCUACGGCGUACGAGACACCAAUCUUUUGAACGAUAAGCAGAUGAUUCUGAUGUUGGUGAAGUACAUUCUUAAACAGGAGAAACCUUCUUCUUUGGAAGAUGCUCUGAAAUUAGUCAAUGCUUACAUGUUGCCCUCUGCAGAAGUCUAUCUUUGGUGGAUUGUGGACCUUAUUCAUAAAGGAAAGGGGGAGGAGGUCGUAACAUUACUGAAAUCUCUACCUGCUGCUGAAGCUCUGGAAGUUGCAGAGAAAAUGCUGAUAUGGGGAAGGCUGGUGCUGGAGACGCAGCUGGAUGACCAUGAGGAAGAGCAGCAGCUGCACCUAAAUGUGAAAAAUAUCCUCGUGGAGACCCUCAAAUUCCUGCUUAGUCACCAUAAAGAAAACCCUUUGAAGAAAGAAGAGUAUGGAGCAGACUUAAAGCUGUUUAAAGCUCUCACAGCCCUGCAGGAGAAUUUUAAUAUAUGCAUUUCAGUCAAAGAUUAUUGGAAUCCAUCACUCAUGUCUCAGCUCCUUGAGGAGAACAUUGAAAUCUACGAAAGAACGGGGAGAGCUAGAAAAAUGGAAGCCGGGGACGCCUGCUUGGAGGAGAGCAGCGUGAGGAGACCGUUGACCCGGCUGCGUCUUUACAGGCUGGCUUUGCUUCUCCGGAGGACAGAACAUGCGAUGGCGUCAGCGCUGGUGCUGAGAGCAUUCGAGAAUGGAAGAGUGGAAGAGGCCCUAGAGAUUUGCAGAUAUUUUUAUGAAUACUACCACAAUGAACAAACGGGAGAGUUGCUGUUUCUGGCGUGUCAAAAGCUUUGUCACAUGCUGUGUUCUGAUAGUUUGAUGGUUAUACCGGAAGGACUGAAUCUUCCUGCUGUGAUCAAAGAGAUGGCAUGCCAGGCGGCUGUACUUUGCAAUCCAGAUCUUUCCUUAGAUGUUUUAGAGCUUUGUAAAUACGCCUUGUUCGCCCAUGAAAUUUAUGGGAAGUGCCAAAUUGAAGACUACGGAUUUACAUCAAAGACGGCCUCUUUGGGAGCUGAUAAGGACCCUUACCUGGAGUGGACGUUCGAUAAUUUUUUCACUGAGGACGGGGCAGUGCUAGACUUCCCGGCUGUGCUGCCUUUCGCGUAUGAAAUCAUGUCUCUGAAUUUCCCUCCAGCAGGACGGGAGCGGCAUCCUCUGGAUUCUGCCAGCUUGGCACAUCGUCCUUUCGAACAAGGAAAGAGCCUGAGCUUCUCCUGUAGAAAUCCCACCUCUGCUUUGCUCAGCCGCCUGCAAGAAUGCAGUCAGUACGAGCUGGCUUUGGGGCUGACCAUCUCCUCAUUCAGGUCCUUCUUUCAACACGUGAUUUCAAACAACAUGGAUAUCGGUCUGGGUGAAAAGCUGCACGAUCGGGAAACGCAAGACGGCACGAGGGCGGUCCUGGUUACGGCGCUGCAGGGCUCCGCUUCAGAGGUCCGAGGCAUUGUCACGACCCUGCUGCACAAGAUUUUCAACAGUCACCAGAUAGAUCUCAAUCUGGCACUGGGUUACUGUACUCUGCUGCCCAAAGAAAUUAUAUUCGAAAAGCUGUGGGACAUCAUAAACAAAACGCCGCAAAAUUACACCAAGAUUCUAGCGGCUGGUCUUGUUGGAACACAGCUAGCCAGUCAGUAUGAAGAGACCAAGGAGAAGGAAGCGUUUGAAGAACUGAUUACGGAUGCUGAAUGGGGUAUACAGCUUGGCAAACUUGGUAUCUCUUUCCAGAAUUUAUUUAGAAUGCCGUCAGCAAGGAAGAAAGAGCUUCUGAAAACACUGGCUCAGCACCCGGAUGUGACUACAGAGCUCAUAUUAAAAUACUGCCGCACAUUCCUGUUGGAUACGGAUGCGGCGCUGCAGCUUUACAUCAAGACGCACGUCCAGAACACGGGCGCCGCUUGCGCCGAAGGAGGCCCUGCGGGGGACGCAGGGAAGCAGCAGAGGCGCGCCUGCGCAGCAGCCAGGGCUGCGGAGACCCUCCCUCUCCUGAGCAGCACCAGCGGCCUGGUGGCCAGUCUCAGCGCCAUGCUGCACAAGCUUGAUCCGUAUGACUACGAAACGAUUGAAAGCCUUCUCACCAUCAUAGAAAAAGCUGGAGGGAGAGCAAAAGGCCUUCCUUUGAAUUGGGCCUUGAUGCUUCUGAAGCACCUGAAAUCUUACAAGAGAAUUUCUGCGCCUGGCGAUCUGGAACAUCGGUAUGUCUUCGAACAAGCAAUCCCUCUGUCCCCGGCUGCUCAGACCAGACUGCCCUUCCAUUUGAUCUUCUUUCAAACGUCGCACUGCUUCUGGAAAAUCAUUUCUGCUGAGCUCAGUGAGGAAACAUUCCCAAAGCUGCUUUUGAUCUCCAAACUGAUGAAGGUCUCACUGGAUACUCUCUACAUGUCCGCAGCCAACCACGUGUUCCAAGGGAAGGUGAAGCCAAAACUGUUGGAACUGACAAGAAGCGGGCGUGUGCUCGUGCCUAACAAGGAGAUGGCCAAAACCAUGCAGGCCGUUCAAUCUUACCUGCUCUCAAUUGCGAACCCGGAAUGGGCCACGGCGCUCGCCCACAAGAUCGCACAAGAGCUUCCUGUGGGGCCCACCAAAGUCCUCGCUUUGAAAAUCUGUCUUGGUUUGGCGGAAAAAUGGCUGAAGAAUACUGCUGCAACGGAAGAUGCUCAUGAGAAGGCCCAAGCGCAUCUGAAGAACCUGCAGGUGCAACACCGGAGAUCGGCCACAGAGGCCGUGCUCACAGCCCACAAGCUGAGCUCCGAGGAGCAUCGGAAGCUCAUUGGAAAGCCGGCGAACCUGGUGAUCCUGCUCUACCAGCACCGCAGCAUAGCAGACCGAGCCCAGGACCCGAGCAGCAGGGACCACCCAGACAUCCACGCCGCAGCCAGAGAAAUAGCGGAGAUCAAUGACUUGGAUAUGAAGAAGAUCUGGGAUAUGCUGCUAGAAAAAUGGCUGUGUCCAAACACGCUCCCGACGGAUAAAACAUCAGACAUCUUUGAAAACGUCCACGAAGAUGAAGACUUCAAGAGAGUUCUCUACCUCCUUCAGCUUCAUCCAGUCGAUUACUCCUUAAGAAUCCUGUAUGAAUGUACAGUCUCUGCAGUGUCGCCUAUUGGGGUAAACCAGCUGACCUUUGCCCACAGAAGCCGGGCUCUCCGGUGUCUGCUGUGUUUGGCUGACCCUCGAGCUGUCGAAGCCCUCUUUAAAAAGCCCGUCAAGAAAGUCAAGCAUUUCCUGAAGUGCUUAAUUCAUCUCACGGUGCUCGAGAACCUGAAUAUUCCGUACACUUACGAAUCAUUUCAUAGCGCUCCCAAGGAAGGACUGAUCAAAGGACUCUGGAAGAAUCACAGCCAUGAGCCCACCGCUGUGAAACUCGUGACAGAGCUCAGCCUGGAGUACAGUGUAUAUAAUGCUCAGCUCUGGAAUGGCUUGCUGCAGAAGCUGAUUAGUUUCAACAUGAUUCCAUAUCUGAGGAAAGUUUUAGCAGAAAUUACUGGGAUCUAUUCAUUAUGGCAGGUUCCGUACUUCAGCAGAGCUUGGCGGACUGUUAUUCUGGCACCGUUUCUUUCAGCUUCGUGUCCAUCAAAUGCUGGUCAAUCGGAAGCAUGUUAUGAGUCAUUCAACAUGUUAUUGAUGUGCCCAGUCCUGGCUGACCUGGAUCUCACUGCGAUUGCAAGGCAGUACUCCAAGACGGGCCAAACGGCUUUGGCACUAGGAUGCCUCUUGCUGAUGCCUCAGCCUGAGAAAAGAUCAGAACAGAUUCAGGGCUUCCUAGACUUGUACCAACUGGAUACUGUGCUGCAGCAAGUCGAGUGCAUGAGCCUCUGUGAGGCAGCUGGCUUUGCAUCACAGAUUAGGAGCUUGAUUCUGGACUACAUAAUGAAUAAGAAAUAUGAGGAGUUUGCAAACCCAAAGUACUUCCCAUUAUUAAAUUUACCAGAGAUGGGUCCUGACAGAAUGAAAGGUCUGGUGGAAAAACUUGUCAAUAAGAACAGGAUGGACGACGCAGCACAUUUAAUAACAGAAUAUCUUAACAAAUCUGGAAAUUUUCUUCCACCAGAGAAGUCGUCUUCGGGUGUUGUGAAGAUGUAUUUCAGUGGAGAGCUGGCAUAGAUUGGAACACAAUUCCCAGAAGAACAAGAGGAAACAAGUUUCAGGAUUCCCAGUGUGCGAUGUAUAUAAAAUAAAGCUUU